This is a messenger RNA of Pseudo-nitzschia multistriata, 2971 nucleotides long. Lineage: Eukaryota; Bacillariophyta; Bacillariophyceae; Bacillariales; Bacillariaceae. The record is from the annotation of a GenBank genome assembly.
UUUGAGGAUUUUCAUGCAUACGGUACUCGUACUCGUACCUACCCUACAGUACUAAUAGAAUUCCGCGAAACAAUCGUUUUAUUUGUUGUCGUUCCGGUACGAGUAUCCUCAAACCCAUCAAACAGGAUCAGGAUCAUCAUCAUUGUCGAUCGAUCUUUUCGAUUCUGAAUGUUCUUUGUUGUGGCCCCAUAUCAUCAUGAGCACGAAUGGUGGACCUUUCAUUUGCUCCCUCCAGAGUCUUGAAAUCCAUUUGAACGAUGAAAUCAGGCAACACCUCAGCGACCAGUACAGUAGCCAUCUAACGAUAGACGAUGGUAAUCAUACCGAAGAAAAGACCCAGAAGGAAAGUCGCGAUUGUAGUUUGGGAGCCAUAUUUUCAGCUAUGAAACGUCCCCCUGCUUUCACAACUUGCCGUGUAAAUUUGAUUCGGUCAUCGAGGGAGGAAGUUUUGAGUGAACUGCAGAAUCUUCUGUCCCACAUUCCGCAAUUGGAGGUAGUCGAAGAUGCGGGAUUUUCUGACAUCAUCAAUAUUGUCCCGAAAGCCCAAGAUGACUGUGAUUCCCAAAGUAAAAAUCCAGACGAUAAAGGUUACCAAAAAACGACUUUGUCGAAUUCGACCGGUCCCGACGAUCAUGAAAACGACGAGGGUGGAGGCCGAACAAAUGCAAAGGGCGAAGCUGAAACCUCAAAUAGCAUGUUCCAUCAUUGGCAAUCACGAAAAGAGCAGGGCUGGUCUAUGAACUACCGCAGUGUGGUUUGUGAUCGUUUUUGUGGAGAAGCGGUCCUUCGCGGUAGCGAUAUCUUCGUGAAGGGUAUUCUGGCCGCCGAUACAAAUAUUCAAGCUGGAGAGAAAGUUGCCGUCUAUGCCGAUAUUCCACAAAAGAUCGAAUCCCAGAAAGUUCUUCGCGGGAUGAAACUUGACCAAUACCGAGGAAGAUGUGUUUAUUUAGGACUGGGACGAGCAGAAUGUUCGAGGAACGAAAUCUUUAGCAAGGCUCAAGGAGUUGGCAUAAUCAUGUCACUCGAUCCAAAAGAUCGAGUGGGCCCUCCCCUUCCACCUUUGUACGGCGUUCUACCUAACAAAAUGAUGCUUCAAAAUUUACCAUCAGUAUUAGUGGGCCAUGCGCUGAACCCUCGACCAAAUGACGUUAUCUUGGACAUGUGCUCGGCACCUGGAGGGAAGGCAUCCCAUUUGGCUUCCCUUGUUCGCAAUCAAGCUUUGAUUGUAGCAUGUGACAAGAGUAAGAAAAAGGUUAUGGCUGCGAAAGAACUCUUUGCUCGAAUGGGAGCUUCGUGUAUUAUUCCUUUGGCUUUGGAUGCGACUAAUUGUUGUAUUGGCAAUGUAGGAAAUGUCGGGGAUAAAAAUGUUCAGCAGGUAAGAUAGGUGAAAUACCCUUCUGGUUCUAUUGAAAUCGUUGUCGUUAAUUGUUCACUGGCUCAAGAUCAAUCAUGUCAUCAUGAAUCCAGUGUGUGGAAUGAAUUUUGUGUAUUGAAUUGUUCUUGAACUUCAUCAUAUUUCCUUACGAACAACAAUGAACAACAUUGGCCAAUUGCUUUCUUUUUUUGCGUAACCUAGAUCAUAGCAGAGGGCCAGGUGGGUAAGGAAGGGCUAAAAGAAAUCAAAAAGUUCUAUGAAAAAUCCUUCGACAAAAUUCUUUUGGAUCCGCCCUGUAGCGCUCUUGGACUACGACCAAAACUAUUUAUUGCGCAAGAAACUUUGAAAGAGUUGCAAAAACACGCAGAAUACCAACGAAAAUUUGUCGAACAAGCUGUCAAGUUACUCAAGGUAGGUGGAUAUAUGACCUACAGUACCUGCACUAUUAAUGGCGAUGAAAACGAGGGCAUGGUGAGCCAUAUCUUGCGAGCACAUCCUUGCAUGGAAUUGAUGCCAAUCGAACUCCCAAAUGCAUGGAGGCAGAAAAACAUUGGACGUCGCGGAUUGAAUGGAUUUGGAUUGAGCACGAAUGAACUCGAUUGCGUGCGUCGGUUUGAACCAAAUGGUACAGCGGACACGAUGGGAUUUUUUGUUGCCUUGUUUCGAAAACGAUUUUGAAGCUUGUGGCAGAAACUUUCCGAGAACCAGGAUUAUCCAAAAAGAGUAUAUGGCAUAGAAUCAUUCAAGGUCCUCCUUGACAUACCAAGUCACUUUAUGGUUGCUGUCUUCAUUUUGAACAUAGUUCGAAUAUCCGGAGUCUUAUUACUGUGUUCAUCUUCGUUUCGAAGCUUCAGACGACUGCGAAGUUUUUCUGUCUCGCCUUCACAAUUAAAUCGAGGUGCAUAAAUGUAAGUGAGGUCAUAAGACAAAAUCUUCAAAUAGCUUUUGCAAUAGAUGCAUCGACACAACACUGGCAGGAAUGCAUAUUCCAUUUUCAACAGCGCAAACUUACCUGUAUGGCAUGGCACGCAUAGAGUUCGUAAGUUAUCUAGACCACAGCCACCACCACCUUCUGAUACUGCGCGUAUAUGAUCAGCUUGCCAAAAAUCACCUUCCCUUGGGUUUUGGAGUAGUCGAUCUAACGCUUUUGCAGACUUCGGUAAUUUCCAGUUCGCAUUGCAUAAAGCAUUUAGUCUUUCUGCGGGUUCUAACCCCAGCACGCGAGUGAAGAGUGCAUAACCAUCAACUCCGCAAAUUUGGCAGAUUCCACCCUCUAGAGCGAAGACUUGUGCUCUCAAUUGGUUUCCCAUUCCACCUCUCUUCAAUCGACCUUGUUCGGUACAUUCUCGGGAGCAGUAUGUGGAAAUAAGACCAGGCAAACGAGAAACUUUGGAGAGAUCUUCACCACAAUAUGCACAUUUUGUGCCAACGAGAAUUGCAAUAUCAUUGGUAUCUCCAAUUCCCACUUCAACUCGCUCUAGAGCCCGUUCUUUUGCACCACCUUCGUAUCGUUCGGUAGUGUAAGAUGAUGACUUUGGCAUUAGUCGAAGAAUUUCCUGUCGGAGAUGAAUUCCUGAGUAAAUUCUACAACUUUCC